AUGACUACUGCGGAAAGAUUCUCUCCCCAGACCGUCAUCGGCGUGGUCAAUCUGGAGAUCCCUGAAGAUGACACACCUCAGGAGAUCAAGACUGCAAUCAAAGACCACAGGCCGAAAGGGAGCAAGAGUGGAGAGAUUGGAUAUAUAAGACUUGUUUAUGUCCUCGAAGCUUGGCGGAGGCAGAAAAUUGCAACGACACUUUUGUCUGUAACCUUCAAGGAG
Messenger RNA from Perkinsus marinus ATCC 50983, 222 nucleotides. RefSeq lists its product as hypothetical. The annotation marks the transcript as partial. The transcript is spliced from 3 exons. The record is from RefSeq and is a predicted model, not a curated record. NCBI's taxonomy places the organism in Eukaryota, Perkinsozoa, Perkinsida, Perkinsidae.